AUGGCUCCGAAUUUGAGCAAAUUGACCUCAAGGACUGAUGUCAAAAUCGCUGUAGCGGCAUCGGCUGCACUUGGUGCAUGGAUUUUGAAGAAUUCUAUAAAGUCAAGCAAAUCAAAAAAUGUGAAGCCUGGUCAACUCACAUUAGAAGAAAGUGUACAAUAUAUGAUAAAAGAUAAAAACAAAAAGAGCACAAAAGCCCAAGUGAAUGCUAAAUUUUUCAAGGAAUUAAAAGCAUUAUGGAAGAUUAUGGUGCCUGGACUAUGGACAAAGGAGAGUGGUUUUAUGGUGCUAAUAGCAUUAUCACUUAUUGCUAGAACAAUGUGUGAUUUAUGGCUUAUUCAACACACAACAUUUAUAGAAGGAUCAAUCAUCACAAUGAACAAAUUAGAAUUUAAGAAACUACUAACACAGUUCUUCGUGGCUAUGCCUUUGAUUUCACUAGUAAAUAAUGUACUAAAAUGGAGUAUAGGAGAAGUAAAACUUAGAAUAAGGACAAAUCUUUCGCUGCAUCUCUACGAGCAAUACUUAAAAGGCUUCACAUACUACAGAGUAACAAACUUGGAUAACAGAAUAUCGAACGCUGAUCAGCUUCUCACCACUGAUAUUGAGAAGUUCUGUGACACUGUAAUAGACCUAUACAGUUAUAUUAGUAAGCCCCUAUUGGAUAUAUCUAUUUAUCUGUAUAGGUUAACAGUGAAUUUGGGGCCUUCGACACCGGGUUUAAUGAUGGCGUAUUUAUUGGCUUCUGGUGUGUUUUUAACCUACCUACGAAGGCCGACAGCUCGCAUGACGGUGCAAGAGCAAAAACUGGAAGGUGAAUACAGAUAUGUCAAUUCAAGGCUCAUCACCAAUUCUGAAGAGGUCGCAUUUUACCAGGGUAACCGUCGCGAGCAACUGACGCUGUUAUCAAGUUUCUACAAGUUGACGAGGCAUUUGAGGAAUUUCCUCAACUUCCGGGUCGCGAUGGGAUUCAUAGACAACAUUGUUGCUAAAUAUAUUGCAAUCGUGGUUGGAUUUUACGCUGUGUCUCGGCCGUUCUUCGUUAAGAACCACAAUUUAUUGACUGUUGGCACAGAACAAGAUAGGUUUAGGCAUUACUACACAUACGGGCGUAUGUUAGUCAAAAUGGCCGAAGGAAUCGGCCGACUCGUGUUAUCCGGCCGUGAGUUGAGCAAAUUGGCCGGUCUCACUUCCAGGGUCACGCAAUUACGGAGUGUCUUGGAAGAUAUUAAUACAGGAAAUUACGAGAGGACCAUGGUGGACCGGCAACCUGGCAUCUUGGGACCGAGUACAUUGGCACUAACACCUGGGGCGGGUAAAAUUAUAUACCAAGACAAAAUUAUAAGUUUUGACAAGGUGCCACUGGUCACGCCCAACGGAGACGUACUCAUUAAGGAACUUACCUUUGAAGUAAAAUCCGGUAUCAACGUCCUAGUCUGUGGCCCGAAUGGUUGUGGGAAGUCGUCGAUGUUCCGAAUGCUUGGAGAACUUUGGCCUAUAUUUGGUGGUACCCUCGUAAAGCCACCUAAAGGCAAGCUGUUUUAUGUACCACAGAGGCCGUAUAUGACUUUGGGGACUUUCAGGGAUCAGAUAAUAUACCCACAAACUCGGGACGAAAUGGUUCGUCGGGGUCGUACGGACGAAGAGUUGGAGCGAUACCUCGAUAUCGUACAGCUGUCGUAUCUCGCUACUAGGGACGGUGGCUGGGAUGCUGUAGAAGACUGGAUGGAUGUACUCUCCGGUGGAGAGAAACAGAGGAUUGCGAUGGCGCGUCUUUUCUACCACGCGCCACAAUUCGCGAUUCUGGACGAGUGUACGAGCGCAGUGUCGGUGGACGUUGAAGGGCACAUGUACCAAUACUGCAGAGAGAUGGGCAUUUCUCUAUUUACGGUAUCUCACCGUAAAUCAUUAUGGCAACACCACGAUCAUUACUUACAAAUGGAUGGUCGAGGGGGUUACGUUUUUGGGGAGAUUGAUAACUCUACACAGGAAUUCGGAUCGUGA
Molecule: messenger RNA, 2004 nt
Organism: Pieris macdunnoughi
Lineage: Eukaryota; Metazoa; Arthropoda; Insecta; Lepidoptera; Pieridae
Source: the annotation of a GenBank genome assembly